AUGGCGGGCCGGGUGCUGGGGCUCGCACAGGUCAUGCGGCCUCCGGGCGUUCUGCUUUGGCGUCUCCUGCCUGGGGUCCCCGCGGGAGGAGCUGCGAGGGUCUGGCGGGGCCAGCUCUGCGCGCGGCCAGCGGAGGGGUGGCGGCCCUCGGCGCCCGCUGGCUGCUGCUGCCGGGGGAGGCGGCUGUUCAGCGCGGCGUUGCCGCCACCGCCGGGGCCGUCCGGCUCGGACCCGAAGGACCGCAGAGACCCGACACGCCCCUCGAAGCCGGGGCCUGUUUCCUGGAAGUCUUUAGCAUUCACAUUUGCUGUUGGUGGAGCUUUGUUGGCUGGGAUGAAGUACUUCAAGAAAGAAAAGACAGAGAAGCUAGAGAAGCAACGGCAGCGAAGCAUUGGAAAGCCUUUACUUGGGGGCCCAUUUUCCCUCACAACUCAUGUUGGAGAGCCCAAAACGGAUAAAGACUACCUGGGUCAAUGGGUAUUGAUUUACUUUGGUUUUACUCAUUGUCCUGAUGUCUGUCCAGAAGAACUGGAAAAAAUGAUUCAAGUGGUGGAUGAAAUAGAUAGUAUUCCAACGCUGCCAAAUUUAACCCCACUUUUCAUCACUAUUGACCCAGAGAGAGACACAAAAGAAGCCAUCGCAAAUUAUGUGAAAGAAUUUUCUCCCAAACUUGUUGGCUUGACUGGCACAAAAGAAGAGAUUGAUCGAGUGGCCAGAGCAUACAGAGUAUAUUAUAGCCCUGGCCCCAAGGAUGAAGAUGAGGACUAUAUAGUGGAUCAUACAAUAAUAAUGUACUUGAUUGGACCAGAUGGUGAGUUUCUGGAUUAUUUUGGCCAAAACAAGAGAAAUGCAGAAAUAGCUGGUUCGAUUGCUGCACACAUGAGGGAACACAGGAAAAAGAGCUAGCCAAGCAGUGUUGAUGCUGCAGUGUUCUCUUGCUAAAGAGGAAGGAAGCUUUGUCUCCCAUAGGAGCCAACAUAUAUGUAUGUGCAGACUACUUUCAUACCACUGGAACAUCUAUAUUUAGAAUGGGGCACAUUGACCUUGGGAUCAGCUAAGAUAGUCUUGGAACUAUAAAGAUUACAACCAAAUAGCCGCCAUGAGACUGGAGGACCAAAUUGAUGUGGAGCCCACAGAGACGGCCUGAAGGAAGGACACUGGGGGAGAGGCCAGGCCAUGCACAUCCCCACAUGAACGGCCCCUCUGAUCAGCACUGCUGCCUCUCUGGUGUCUUGGACGCUUGCUCACACUGGCGUGGGCUGAAUUUCUAUGAAGAGUAAUUUCCAUGUAUUCUUGCUUUGCAUUUUGACUUUUUGGUGGCUGAUUGCAGUCAAAUUAGGCACUUUGCCAUUCAAAUAUCAAUUUUUAUACUUGAAAGCAGAAGUGCUGUCUACCAUGGUAAUGACUUACUCAGGUUUGAGUUGUGUUCCCCUGUCAGCAGGCACUGAUUUACCCAAUAAAGAAGAAAUCUAUUGUUUUGGGGGAACAAUUAGAUCAUUUUCUCUAGGGAUCUUUUGUGUGAUUUUUAACUAAAGAAUGUGCCAGGUAUUCAGUGAUGUACCAAAUGGAAAGAAGAGGGUACUGAUCAUGACUGUGAUGGAGUAAUUUCCUGCCUAUGCUGGAUUGCAUUGUGUGAAAUAAAAAUAAAAUAGGUUCUCAGGCCUGGGUGGAUUUUUCUGAGUCUAGGUUAGGGCUUGGAGAGCUGCAUUCAGAACAGACUUCCCAAGUGCCUCGGGUGCUGGGCACCAUGCCCUGAGAAGCUUGGAUGGAGAAGCAAGGUGUGAGCUGGGUGAAAACAACCCAACUGUGAUGUAUUAGUUCACAAAGUCCUGUGCACACAGCCAUUUGGGAAAGUGAUGUGGGAAAUGAAUCUUGACUUUUGUUUCUGAAUUUAACUUACUUGGGUGCCAUCUUUACUGUCAUCUUUUUCUCUUUCUUGAAGCUGCUGCCUAAGGCAAAGUUCUCAACACAUCAGUAAAUGCUAAUGCAACAAGAUAAUGCCUAGUCAGAUAGCAGAUUCUCUUUGCAGCUGUGUUUUACAGUACACAUAAUGCAGGCCUAUCUUUUGGUUUUUAAAUUAGUUUUAAUACUCAGGUUAAAUCUUCUGUAGAUAAGUCAAAGUAUGUGGAAAAGAAAAAUCAUGACCUCUGUAGUUGUUAGAGACUGAUUGCACUUCCCUCCCCCAGUCCACAUGUUGAAGUCCUAACUACCAGCACCUCAGGAUGUGACUGUAUUUGGAGACAAAGCCUUUAAAGCGGUAAUUAAGUUAAAAUGAGGCUGUUGGUGUAGGCCAUGGUCUAAAAUGACUAGCAUUUGUUUAAGAAGAGGAAAUUAGAUAAACUGAAGACCCAGAGAGAGGCCUCCAGAAGAAGCCAACUCUGCCAACAGUUUGAUAUUGGACUGAAUGUCCAGAGCUGUAAGAAAAUAAAUGUCCAUGGUACUUAGUUACAACAGUCCUUGCACACUAAUACAAUGGUCAUUCUCCUUUCUCAGUAAGUUCCUUAAUAAAUGAUGAUGAUUUAGUUCCUGUGAGCAAACACAGGAGCAGCUGGUUUGUAAUGACUUCCUAGGAACCUUGUCAAGCAGGUGAGGGACUUAAUAAAAGACUAGACUCUUGUUACAAAGAAAAAGUCCAGACACUUUAAAAAGGUGGUCUGUGUUAAUCUAGAAAACUGGAUCACUUUGAAUUAAGCUUGUUCUAGCUAAAAUGGAGGCUUUGUCCUCAGCUGUUGCAGCAAGUUAGAGCUUGUAUGUUGAUCCAGAAAGGGAAAGCAGCUUUUGAAGAAACUUUCAUUUACUCUUCAUUCCGGUGUAAAUGUAAAGGCUUAGUAUAAGCAGGAUGCGAACAGAAGCUGGGAAGGGGUCUCAAAGAUGAUGAAUAAAUUUCUUAAAUGCUUGAGGAGAAAAUCCCAGAGAUUAAAGUGCUGUCCUUUUGAGCCUAGAUUUAAGUUUGGAUCCCAC
Messenger RNA from Talpa occidentalis (Iberian mole), 2961 nucleotides. It is a transcript of the gene SCO1, whose product is annotated as protein SCO1 homolog, mitochondrial. Bases 1 to 906 code for a protein of 301 amino acids. Gene Ontology annotation, biological process: mitochondrial respiratory chain complex IV assembly. The record is from RefSeq and is a predicted model, not a curated record. Lineage: Eukaryota; Metazoa; Chordata; Mammalia; Eulipotyphla; Talpidae. The transcript is spliced from 6 exons.